AUGUUGAUUUUCUCUGGCUGUAAUCUCACUGCUCAGUGUUGUGAGAGUUUAUCAUCAGCUCUACAAUCCUCAAACUGUGUCCUGAGAGAGCUGGAUCUGAGUAACAAUGACCUGCAGGAUUCAGGAGUGAAGCUGCUCUCGGUUGGACUGAAGAGUCCAAACUGUCAGCUGGAGAUACUGAGGUUGUCUCUCUGUAUGGUGACAGAGGAAGGCUGUGGUUAUUUGUCUUUAGCUCUGAGUUCAAACCCCUCACACCUGAGAGAGCUGGAUCUGAGCUACAAUCACCCAGGACAAUCAGGAGUGCAGCUGCUCAAACACAAACUGGAGGAUCCAAACUAUAAACUGCAGAUACUCAAUGUGGAUCAUGGAGGAGAGAUCAGGAUCACAGCAGGACUACGAAAGUAUGCCUGUGAUCUCACACUGGAUCCAAACACAGCAAACACUCGAUUCUUUCUGUCUGAUGACAACAGGAAGAUCACACAUGUGGAAGAUCAUCAGUCGUAUCCUGAUCAUCCAGAGAGAUUUGAUGAUCCUCAGGUUCUGUGUGUUGAGAGUCUGACUGGACGCUGUUACUGGGAGACUCAAUGGAGCGGAUUUGCUGAAAUAUCAGUGACAUAUAAAGGGAUUGGUAGGAAAGGAUCAAAGCGUGAGUGUUGGUUUGGAUAUGAUGACAAAUCCUGGAGUCUGUACUGCAGUUAUAAAAAUUUCACUGUCCGUCACAAUAAUAUCAGCACUAAUAUACCUGCUGUCCGUUCAUCCUCUCAUAGAGUAGGAGUGUAUGUGGACGUGUCGGUCGGCACUCUGUCCUUCUACAGUGUCUCUGACACAAACACACUCACACACUUACACACAUUCAACACCACAUUCACUGAACCCCUCUAUGCUGGAUUGAAGGUUUAUUUGAAGUCUUCAGUGUCUCUGUGUGAGAUUACAAAGCAGACACACACACUUGUAAACCCUUUUUCUAAUGUCCACAUGAACACAAAAGCCUCAUUCUGACAGAACCAUUUUUCUAAAUCAUGUUUGAGUUGCAGUGCUUAUCACACAUUGUUUGUGAUUUCAUGUACCAAUUCAGACAGGAUUAACAUAUCCAUGUUUACUAUCAAGGUACAAGUGUGUGUUUUCCAAAUUUUUGCAUCACAGAAGGUCAUGUACAUUGCAUGCAUGCAUCACAAAUGAUGUAUAUAUUUUUUUCAUGAAUUAUUUAUUGAUAUAAUUGGAAUUUAUUAUUAAAAAAACAUAUUUAAAUAGACUGCACAAAAGUGUUUACUACAAACUUGCAAAAGUGAGCAGAGAAAUUUAAAGAAGUAUCUACUCUUUCCUGACCCUGAUUGUAUUUGGGCGGUCUAUAUUUAUAGAUUUUUUAAUUUUUUUUUUCAUCAGAUACUAUUCUUAUUUAAAUAAAAUCAAAGUGUAAACAUAAAUAAUAAAAAUAAAAAGCUUAUGGUGUGCAAGAAAGGGGCUUAAAUGGUAGCUAAGGUCAGAAAACUAGAGCUGUUGUUUUAGCAUGUUAAUUUAAUUAGUUAUGGAAAAACAAUAUGAUUAAAGUAAUGACAUAAUGCACCUGCUCUGACCCAGACCUCAUAUUCCAUUUCAAACUGUUGACAAACAUUAUGCAGGGCAAGACGGUAGUGCAUUUAUUUUGCCACUGCCAUUACUUGAAAAACUUUGUGAUAAGACUUUUUUUUAUUUGUUACUGAAAAUAUUUAUAAAGAUUUUUCUUUACUUUGAGAAAAUGUUUUGUUUGGAUUUGUUAAUGGAAAAACAUGAAUUUACAUAAAAAUAAGAUAUAUACACUUAAUCUUCUCAUUUUGUUAACAUAAUUUUAUAUACAUAGAUGUAAAUUCUCAAGCCACUUUUAUAUGUUUUGCUUGCUGAAAUACAGCAUUAGUUUGGGACUAUUUCUAAAUCAUGCAAUAAGAAGGGCUUUAAAAAAAUGAAAAAAAAAUUUCAAGUUUAAUCUGUUCCUUUGAAUGUGAUGUGUUUUGAAAUCUGUCUUGUGAUAUAUAUAUUUUUUUAUUUCAUUUUUGUUAUUAUUAUUAUUUAUUUAUUUAUUUAUUUUAUGUUUUUGCAUUAUGACUGUUUCCUUAUUUGUUGAUAUAAUGUUCAUAAUGUUGUGGCAUGUUUUCCUGAUAACACCUGAAAAGAGCUUAAAGGAGGAUUUUGAAGUUGAGGGAGAACAUAAGAUGGGAGUUUUUCCACAUACACUAACUGACAUGAACCAGAACAAAAACAGUCCAGACAGAGUAAGACAAGACAAGCGUUUGGCAUUAAAAAGUAUAAAAAUUGUAUUAUUUUUAUUAAAAUAAUUCUUCCUCGGCUGAGAUUGUUUGAAGCCGCAUUUAAACUACAUUUUGGAAGUUCAAAAUCGGGGGGCCCCAUAUCAGUCCAUUAUAUGGAGAAUAAUGUUGAAAUGUUUUCCUCAGAAAACAUAAUUUCUUUAUGACUAAAAAAAGAAAGACAUGAAAUUAUCUGUAAAUCGUUGUUUUGGAAGUGGACUUCUCCUUUAAAAUGCUCCUUUGUUUUUGAUUGUACAGAUACAAGCAAUACCUAAUUUUAAUCUGUAGUGGGUCUGCUUUUAUCUGUUUACGAAUGGCCAUAUGGCCUUAUUUCAAAUUUACUUAAUUUUUUUGUUUUUCACUAACCACUCAUAAAUGUUGAUUUCUGAAAAAAACAAUCAUGUACAUACAUGCUGCAUGCAUAUUAUUGUAGGCCAGUUUUUGCUGAAUACCAUGUAAUCAGACUUUAGCCAUUUAUAUGUUUAUAAGCAACUGAAAAAAGCACAAAUGUCAGGGCAUGUCAAAACUUCUCCAGGGCCCCAAAACCCCCUCAGACCACAGAGGGUUAAACACAGUUUAGUAAAAAUAAGUUAAUAUUGUUAUAAUUUAGAUAGGCUUCAAUAUUGUCUGUUUUUGUUCAGUUUUGCCAAUGAAAUUAUUACCUAUAAAGCCUCAGCAAAAUUGUUGUGUAUCUCUGAGCAACACAGUGCUGUGAUCCAUUCCUGAAUGUAUCGGCCAUUUGAAAGUUAAAAAGUGAUAGUUCAUCCCAAAAGAAAAGUUCUGUCAUCAUUUAUUCACCCUCAUGUCGUUUCAAACCUGUACCACUUACUUUCUUUUAUGGAACAUAAAAGGAAAUAAUGAAGAAUGUUGGUGACCUGAAGAAAA
Molecule: messenger RNA, 3164 nt
Organism: Labeo rohita (rohu)
Lineage: Eukaryota; Metazoa; Chordata; Actinopteri; Cypriniformes; Cyprinidae
Product: cytolytic toxin-alpha-like
Exons: 5
Coding region: 1-999 (332 amino acids)
Molecular function (GO): protein binding
Source: RefSeq, a predicted model, not a curated record